GUCUGCAGGGUGAGUGAGUGGCAUUGGCAGACUGUCAAUCCCUCACCAAAGCGGCCAUCAAACAACAUAAAACACACACAGUCACUGAGCUGCUGGGCUCAUAAAUUCCAGCUGGCUGAUAUUUUUGCACGUUGCUUUGCAGAGAGUGUGUAAUUAAUUUUUUUUUUGCUUUCCCUUUUUUUUUUAAAAAAAAAUCCUGUUUUCUUUUGCACAAGUUUAAAUUUUUUUCCCCGCUGCUGUUUUAUCUCCCCGUUGCACAGACAACACAGACAUUGGGAUCGUUUGUUAUGUGUGUGAGCGGCUUUUUUUUUUUCCGAGAGGGGAAAGGACAAUCAUUUUUCCCUCCUACUGGCUGCGUUUUCUUGUCUACUUUUUCUUUUCUUUUUUCAAAUGCUGCAAUUAGGGGCUGGGGGCGCCUGCUUGGUUUAUUGUGCUUUUUAAAAAAAAAUCCUCUUCCGUGUGUCACAUUCGUAACUUUUUAAGGAUUUGAAAGCAAGUUUAUCUCUUCCCCCCUUUUUUCUCCCCUCCUUUUCUUUUUUUUUGCAUUUUUCCCGUUUUUUCCGACCUCUUUGUUUCCAACGAAAGCCUUUUCAGAAGGGGGGGGGAAACCAAGACAAGUAGGAGCAAAGACACAAACCGGCAACUAACUUUCCCCCCCCCUUUUUUAAAGGAAAUAAAGCUUUGUACUAAGGCAAACGGCAGACGCCUGAUCGAGGCCGUUUAUCCGAGCCACAAAUAUGAUGAUGAAAGAAGAUUGUAACUAAAGAAGAGAGUGAUUUACUGCUCUGGAAAGCAGAAGAGAGAGUGGAAUAAACAACGGAGAUCCGGUCAAAUAUCAAACGCUGAUUUUUUUAUUAUUUUUUUGCCUCUCUGGAGCAGGGACUGAAAUCCAUUCCAGGAACGAGAGAUUUACUUGCAUUUUCCUUCCCCCCCCCCUCCAAGCGCAAAACCACCUUCCGAUCGUGCAGCGUUUCUGCCCCCCUCCCUCCACCGCCGCCGCCGCCGCCUCCGCUGCCGGCGUGCCGUUUCUCCUGCUGCCUCCGCGGCCGCCUCUCGGAGUGCAUUGAUUGGGCUGCGGUAGGAGGCAUGGAUGAGCAGUCCAGGAUGUUGCAGACUCUCGCCGGCGUGAACCUGGCCGGCCACUCGGUGCAGGGGGCCAUGGCUCUGCCGCCUCCCCACGGACACGAGGGGGCCGACGGCGACGGCCGCAAGCAAGACAUAGGCGACAUCCUCCACCAGAUCAUGACCAUCACGGACCAGAGCUUGGAUGAGGCGCAAGCAAAAAAGCAUGCACUGAACUGCCACAGAAUGAAGCCUGCUUUGUUCAGUGUCCUCUGUGAAAUCAAAGAGAAAACAGGUCUCAGCAUCCGAGGAGCUCAAGAGGAAGACCCUCCAGACCCCCAACUAAUGCGAUUGGACAAUAUGCUUCUGGCAGAAGGGGUUUCCGGUCCCGAGAAAGGUGGCGGAUCGGCAGCGGCGGCGGCGGCAGCAGCAGCUUCCGGCGGAUCUUCGGAUAACUCUAUCGAACAUUCAGAUUACAGGGCCAAAUUGACCCAGAUCAGACAGAUCUAUCACACGGAGCUGGAGAAAUAUGAACAGGCUUGUAACGAAUUCACCACGCAUGUGAUGAACCUUCUCCGAGAGCAAAGUCGGACACGCCCCAUUUCUCCAAAGGAAAUUGAGAGGAUGGUAGGCAUCAUCCAUCGGAAAUUCAGCUCCAUCCAGAUGCAGCUCAAACAAAGCACUUGUGAAGCAGUCAUGAUAUUGAGGUCGCGGUUCCUUGAUGCCAGGCGGAAAAGGCGUAACUUCAGUAAGCAAGCCACGGAAAUCUUGAACGAGUAUUUUUACUCUCACCUCAGCAAUCCCUACCCCAGUGAAGAAGCCAAAGAAGAGCUGGCAAAGAAAUGCAGCAUCACAGUAUCACAGGUAUCCAACUGGUUUGGCAACAAGAGAAUCAGGUACAAGAAGAACAUAGGGAAAUUUCAGGAAGAAGCCAACCUUUAUGCAGCAAAAACAGCGGUGACAGCAGCACAUGCUGUGGCGGCAGCUGUUCAAAACAACCAGACAAACUCACCCACCACGCCAAAUUCUGGUUCUUCGGGUUCUUUUAACCUCCCUAAUUCUGGGGACAUGUUCAUGAACAUGCAGAGUCUGAAUGGGGAUUCUUACCAGGGGUCCCAAGUCGGAGCCAAUGUGCAAUCACAGGUGGAUACACUGCGUCAUGUUAUCAAUCAGACGGGAGGAUACAGUGAUGGCUUGGGAGGAAAUUCGCUGUACAGUCCACAUAAUUUAAAUGCAAAUGGAGGCUGGCAGGACGCAACUACUCCAUCUUCUGUGACCUCCCCAACAGAAGGACCGGGAAGUGUGCACUCCGAUACCUCUAACUAAUCUCCUCACAACCCUUUUUGUUCAUCCUGAGCUGAGAUGCCUUGCUGUAGUGCAUUCAGAAUCCCAGAAGGAAAAGACCCAGCAAGGAAAUGUUGUUGUUUUUUGUAGCCAGUCACUGAUGGCUUUACUGUAAAACCUUGUUGUUCCAGAGAACUCGAUAAAUCUGUUGUGCGUGGGGCUUUUUAAGGUAUCUUAAAUCAUUUGUAUUAUGCACCUACAAUAUCAGAAAGAUGCGCACACUCGCCCAAUGUUAAAGCGAAGAGAAAACAACAGUGACCACCAAGCACUUUAUCCAACUAGGCCAAGAUUUAGCAUUGUUUGUAGCCCUGUAACUAUUUUAAGAAGAUAAUUUAUUAUCCAACCGGUUUUGCAAGGAUGGCCUACCAGUUGCUGCCUCCUUGGCCUUAAGGGUAAAUAAGAACCAUUCUAAAGAAUAACAUCAAGAAGCAGGACCUGGCAGUGGGUAACCUCGCCUAAACCGAACUUCCCUUGAGAGCUGACGUGGGAUUUCAGACACCGGUUGCGUUUAAUUUUUCUUUCGUUUCAUACCUCUUCUAGAGUGGGAAUGCAUAUUGCUCGGUGACCCUUAUUUCAAAAGCAGGUUUUGAGUUUUUUUGGUAGGUUUUUUUUUCCUUCCUCUAAAGGUCCUGCAUUUCUGUUGCUGCUGGGAUCCACUGUUUUAGCAAAACAGCUUAGAACCCUGGGAUAGCUUCUUUCGCAGGGGGUUGGACUUGAUGGCCUUAUAGGCCCCUUCCAACUGUACGAUUCUAUGAUUCUUUGGCCUUUUGUUUGCUUGUUCGAACCCUUCUUUAAUGUACACCAUGGUGCGGAGCCUCUCCCUCUGCUGGUCAUCGGCGGGCACAGAUGAUCCAUGUGAGACGGAGACGCUGGCUGCUCAUGUUUGCAAAAGCCAAGUUGCUGGGUUUCACAGGACGAGCCGGGUGCCGAGUGCAUCCGCCUGGGUUUUGCCACCGCUCCUUGGCGGUGGUGGCAAGAGGCCAGAUGGCACCGUUCUCUGGAGUGUUGUAUAUAGUGUAGCAAAAGAGUAUUUAUACAUCUCACCAAUCAAAACACAGCUUUAUUACCUCAUGCGAACUCAUAUGAACCAAUAGAAACAUGUUCUUUAGCUUAGAGUGCUCACUACUACCUCUAAACAAUACUCACGCUGUAGUUCGUCUCCUUUUUAAACUAAUUUUUCCUAUAUCUAUUUUUUUUGGCAUCUUGUAAUUAACUCUUUGUUUCCCUUCAUAAACUGUAAUGUACAUUGUAAUCUUUUAAAUAAUUAAAGAAAACAUUUUUUAAAAUCCAGGUUGCAUUGGCAACUUUCAAAAAUAAUUUUAAGAAAAGCUUUGAAGUGGAAACAUUGGGUCUUUACGUUCAACACAGAACAGUAAAACUGUUUGUAAAUACAGAGAAACAUUUUGAAUGUUCUUCAUCUUGUUACUAUACUAAUUCACGCAGAAGAAAAAGAGAAAAAAAAAUAAAACCAAUAAUGGAUUGUAAAGCAGACAGAUCUCAGUGUUUAGUACUGUAUAAUUGGGGGUGGGGGGAUUGGGGCCCUUUUUUUUUCUUUUCUCUCUUUUGUAUUGUAUGCGAUUCUGAAACUGAUCGACUCAAUGAAAAAAAUAAUAAUUUGUGGCAGUGAUUCUAAUGUAUUAAACCGUUUCGUGUUACUUUCUAACUGGAUUACACCCUGAAUUGAAGAGUCUUCCUCGUGGUAGUUCUAUGUAGUUUUGAACCAUGAAUAAACUUUUUGCUUUCAUGA
Rhineura floridana is the source of this 4153-nucleotide messenger RNA. It is a transcript of the gene PBX3, whose product is annotated as PBX homeobox 3. The transcript has 9 exons. Bases 1087 to 2388 code for a protein of 433 amino acids. Gene Ontology annotation, cellular component: nucleus. Gene Ontology annotation, biological process: animal organ morphogenesis; eye development; regulation of transcription by RNA polymerase II. The record is from RefSeq and is a predicted model, not a curated record. Gene Ontology annotation, molecular function: DNA-binding transcription factor activity, RNA polymerase II-specific; RNA polymerase II cis-regulatory region sequence-specific DNA binding. NCBI's taxonomy places the organism in Eukaryota, Metazoa, Chordata, Lepidosauria, Squamata, Rhineuridae.